Ichthyophthirius multifiliis is the source of this 2340-nucleotide messenger RNA. Its product is annotated as serine esterase, putative. The record is from RefSeq and is a predicted model, not a curated record. NCBI's taxonomy places the organism in Eukaryota, Ciliophora, Oligohymenophorea, Hymenostomatida. The transcript has 11 exons.
AUGCAUCAAAUCAUUAAAGGCAAUUUAUUAGAUUAUAGUGGGUCUAUAGUUGGAUCAUUUUAAAAAAAAAUAUUUAAUUUAGAUGAAAAUAAUGAAAAUAUAUAAAAUGAAAACUUACCUGAGAAUUAAGAUAAUAUUUCUAAAUAAAAUAAUUAAUAAGAUAUUUAAUAUUUUGAAUAUGUUAAAGGAUAAUAAAUAGAUAUUAAAAUAAAUACUCUUUUUAUACUUAAAAAUGUUACUGUAAUUUAUUUAGGCGAAGAAUAAUUUUUAAAUAUAAGUGAAAAUAAUAUAGAAGCAAAGCAAGGUAUUAUAAGAAAUUUAGGAGAAGGACAAAUUGAAGAUGAAAUUUAAGCUUUUUCGACUUAAAAAUUUCCUAUUAGAUAUGCAGAAUAAUCAGUGCCUUUAAAUGUUAUGUGUUAUUGGAAAACAGAUGUAGAUGCAUAUCCUGAUUAUAAUAAAACGCCUUUUUAUUUAGUUUGUGAAUUGAUGUGCGCUGAUUUUUCUUCUAUGGGAUAACCUUCAAAUAAUUCUGAAUAAUCAGCUUUUAAAUAAGUAAGUAUGUUUUAAUGCAGGAUCAAUAAUAGUGCGUAAGGAAUACAUGAAUAUUUACCAAUUUAAUUUGAUUAGAAUCAUUAUUGUUAGGCUGAAGCAACAUUUCAUACAUUACUUUUAGUUUUAUUGAGUUUCUUAAUAAAUAACUUAAGGAUGUAAUAAAUUUAAAAUAAAUAUAUUUUAGAAAAACAAAAAAUAUUAGUUAAGGAAGAUAUUGUUAAUGAUUAUUAUAAUUAUUAUGUAAUUGGAUUAAGAAAUGGGUAUUAUACUUUAAAAAAAGUAAUUGAUUAAAUAUUAUAAUAAUAUCCUGAGUUAUUAUAAUAUUCAGCAAGUUUAAAUGAUUAAAUAGAAAUUACUGUAUAAGAAGUAUUUUUAUCUAAAAGUUAUAAUAAUUUUGGAAUUAAUAGUUAAUCUUAAAACAGUAUAAAUAAUUCUUAAUAAUAAAUGAACGAAAUAAAAGUAAGUUAACGAUUUAAUUUAAAAAACUAUAAAGAUAUAGAAAAAUUUACAAAUUGUGUACUUUUAGAAAUGAAUAAAGUAUCAGGUUGCUUAUUUUAAUUAUGGAAUUAAAUGAUUGAAAUUUUAAGAAUAGAUGGAGGAAGAACUGUAAAUAUGAUGAAAGUUUAAUAUAUCUAAAGAAUGAAAGAAAAAUGGGGGGAAAAUGUUGUAAGAGAUUAAUUUUAUCACGAUAUUACGCAAUAAAAAGUUAAAAUGACAGGAAAAUAACACGAAGGAACAUCAGCAAAAUUAAGACAAGCAUUAGAAUUUCAAAUACAAAAUUCUGAACCUCUUAAUUUAGAAGACAUGCAUAUUAUACCAAAAGCUAAUUAAAGACCUUUUUUAUUGGAAGAAAUAUAUAUAAAUCCAAAUAAAGUAAAAAAUUAAUUUUAAUAUAAUUAAAAAAUGAUUCAACAAAAAAUUUAUAACAAAGUUAAAAAUAUAAAGAAACAUAUACAUGCAAUAAAAGACAAUCCCCUAAAAGUACAUUUAAUAGUUCUUUGUCAUGGAUUUUAAGGAAAUUACUUCGAUACGAGAUUAGUUAAAAAUAAUUUGUCCAUUCUUUUUCCUGAAUUCGUAUUUUUAUCUUCUAAAUCAAAUGAAGAAUUUACAGAUGGAAAUAUUGCUGAUAUGGGUAAAAGAUUAGCUAAUGAAGUUAUUUUAUUUGUGAAUGAAAACACAUUAAACGAUACUCUAGGAAAACUUAGUUUUAUUGGACAUUCUUUGGGAGGAAUUAUUAUUAGAGCUGCUUUACCUUUUUUAAGUCAAUAUAGUGAUAAAAUGCAUCUUUAUAUGUCUCUUUCUUCUCCUCAUUUGGGUUAUAUGUAUAAUUCUUCGAAACUAAUUGAUGCUGGUAUUUGGUUUUUGAUAACUACUAGAAAAUGUGAAUGCCUAAAAUAAUUAAAUAUGAGUGAUUGUGAAUAGUUAGCAGAUACCUUUUUAUAUAAAUUAACUAAUCAACCAGGAUUAAAUUGGUUUAAAAACAUAGCACUAUUAAGCUCAUAUUAAGAUUAAUAUGUACCUUUUGAAUCGGCAAGAAUAUAGAAAUGUGACGAAGCUUCAGAUUCUAAUGCAAAAGGAAGACUUUAUAAUUCAAUGGUUGAUAAUUUAUUAAGUUCUUUAAGGACAGAUCGAAUUCAUAGAAUCGAUGUUAAUUUUAAAAUAAAAGAUUAAUCUAAUAUUAAAAAGACCAUUGAUAAUGUUAUUGGUAGAAGCGCUCAUAUAUAAUUUUUAGAAAAUGACCCUUUAGCAAAGACUUUAGUAUAUUGUUUUGAUCACUUAUUUAAAUGA